UGGCGUCUGACGGUGAAGACGUUAUUGCAGUCGUCACAGUUCAGUGUUCUUAAUCUGUGCCUCCAUGUACACAUAUAUGUCCUUUAUUACAUUCUAGUAAAUAGAGUAAACAUCGUUAAUAACUGUUUGCAUCCGGUUAUAUUAGUCUGAGCGCACUUUGAUGCUUCUCGAGCUAGAUUAGCUUGCUAGUUAGCUUAGCUUGUUAGCUGCUAACAAAGAGAGGCGGAAGUGAUCAAAACACAUCACUAAGUAGAGAUCAAAUGUGAGUGUAAAGUGUUGUGAUUGUGUGAAAAUGUGCCAAAGAACCAUAGCAGAGUACGAGGAGGAACUUUGUCCAACAAAAGAGGAGAAGGAGCGACAACAUGAAAAACAUCAAGUUGUGUUACACAGAACAGACAUCCAUCAGCUGAUUGGACACCAAGAAGAAUGUCUCCCUCAUCUGCAGGGGGACAGUUUCACUUUAGAGUAUCCACAGCCCUCACAUUUUAAAGGGGACAAGGAGUAUCCACAGCCCCCCUAUUUUAAAGCGGAAGAGAGGGGAGAUUUUCCUGUAGGGCAGGAGGAGGCUGAUGUCAGCAAGUUUCCACUGACUGUUGUCUCUGUGAAGACUGAAGAGCAUGAAGACAAACCACCUGAGUCCUCACAGCUUCAUCACAGUCCAAUACUCUACACAGCACCCAGCAUUGUCCCACCCACACAACCAUCUGAUUGGUUACAGACAGAGCAGUAACAGCCAAUCAGCAGUGUGUGUCAUGAGCAGACGUUGAAGAAGAACCUCUACCCCAUGAGCAGGAGAAGGAACCACAGUCCCCCAACAUACGCGAGAAAAAAGAGGUACCACAUUCCCAGCACAGCAAAGAGGGAGGAGAGGAGCCACAUCCCCCCCACAUUAAAGAGGAAGGCAAGACGCCACAGACCCAUAAUGUUAAACUGACCCUUCACAUUAAAGGGCAAGCGGAGGACCCACUGAUCUUACACAUCAAAAAUGAAGAGGAGGACCCACUGACCCCUCACUUUAAGGAGCAAGAGAACCUGCUGACCCCUCACAUUAAAAAGGAAGAGGAGGACCCACUGACACCCUACUUUAAAGAGGAAGAGGAGGACCAAGAGCCGCCGCACAUUAAAGAGGAAGAGGAGGAAGAGGGCAUCAGUCAGCCUAAAUGGUUGGAGGAGUUCCCAGUGACUGGUGUCCCUGUGAAGAGUGAAGAUGAUGAGGUGAAAGGUGAAAGUGAGGAGAGGGGAGGGGGGGAGCCUCCAAGCAGCAGCUCAACACAACACAUGACAACAGAAGCUGAUGGAGACCACUGUGGAGGAUCACAAGCAGACAAGCUCUUAGCUCCACUAUCAGAUAGUGAGGACACAACGUCACACUCUCCUGACACUGAUGAUGAAGACUCUAAAGAUGAUAAGACAUGUCACACUGACAACACUCACUUCACAUCUUCUCUCUCUCACAAAACUUUUAAAUAUCCUAGUAAAUUGAAAAGACACAUGAGAACACACACUGGAGAAAAACCUUUUUCUUGUUCACUCUGCAGUAAAGGUUUUAGACAAAGUAUCAAUUUGAAAGUACACAUGAGAACACACACUGGUGAAAAACGUUUUUCCUGUUCAACCUGUGGUAAAGGUUUUACACAAAGUCAGAGUUUGAAAAGACAUAUUAGAACACACACUAGAGAAAAACCUUUUUCUUGUUCACUCUGUAGUAAAGGUUUUACACAAAGUAUCAAUUUGAAGGUACACAUGAGAACACACACUGGUGAAAAGCCUUUUUUCUGUUCAACCUGUGGUAAAGGUUUUACAACAUGUACAUAUGUGAAAAGACACAUGAGAACACACACUGGGAAAAAAAUCGCAUUCCUGUUCAAUCUGCAACAGAAUCUUUUGUCAACAAUCAAAGCUUGUAGCACACAUGAGAAGACACCCAGGAGAGAAAGUGUUGAGUUGCAGUGUGUGUGGUGAAAGAUUGUCUUCUAAGUACCAGUGUAAGAAACACAAGUGUGCUGGUGAGAACAGCAGCAGCAAAUGAAACUGCAGGAUUUGAAAUAAACUGUCCAGACUUUCAUUUUGACUUUCUAACAACAUCAGCACAUAUAACAUGUGUGACAUUGUUGUUUGUCCAACAAUCUGUUUAAUAUGCUUCUACAUUUAUAGAUUAAGAUAGUUUGAAAUAUGAAAGUAUUACAUAUUUGUAUUUGUAAUUGUUAAUAAUCCCAUAGAUUAUCACCUUUAUAUGAUAUACAUAUGUACUGGUUCACAUCUGAAACAUCUUCUGGACCACUUCAGGAAGCAUAUUAUUAUUUACUUUAUACAUCAUUUAAACAGUUGUCUUAUAUACAAUUUUAAAAUGUGUGAUUUUAUGAAUCAUUUGUUGGGAAUCUGUAAUCCAUUUUAUUAUUAUCUUUAUUACUCUCUUUUGUAUUAUGAUAAUUGUGUUGUGAUUAUUUUAAAUGUAUGUCCCCAGACCUUUAUGCAAUAAAAAGUGAGAGAAAAUGUCUGAA
Molecule: messenger RNA, 2501 nt
Organism: Nerophis ophidion (straightnose pipefish)
Lineage: Eukaryota; Metazoa; Chordata; Actinopteri; Syngnathiformes; Syngnathidae
Product: oocyte zinc finger protein XlCOF8.4-like
Exons: 4
Coding region: 293-730 (145 amino acids)
Biological process (GO): central nervous system development; regulation of transcription by RNA polymerase II
Cellular component (GO): nucleus
Molecular function (GO): DNA-binding transcription factor activity, RNA polymerase II-specific; RNA polymerase II cis-regulatory region sequence-specific DNA binding
Source: RefSeq, a predicted model, not a curated record